AUGCCGCGCGCCACGACGCGGCGCCCCGAGGAGGAGGUGGACCGAGGCGGGGGUGUUGGGCGUGCGUCAUUGCCUGUGGUCCUGCGCAAGCACCAAAAGUUUAUGGUAUGCGCGCUCCGCGAUCUAGCCGCUGAGCUGCACUUGCUGCAUCGUAUUUGGUAUAAAACACAUACGCAGUUGCGGCACAUGGUCUGGUGGCGACCACUGCAUCGGAUCCGCGUGCUGGGCAAGCGCCUCGUUACAGGGCCGCUGCAUGGAGCGGUGCCACGUUCAGGUGUGCAGCUGCCGAGCGAAGCACCGACGUCGGCGGUCCAGACGCUGCCGUUUGCAGCGCACGUACACGCCCCGCGCUACUUGUACAAGAUUGCGCUGGCGUACACGGCGAUGUGGGAUGCGCAGCCCACGACGUGGGAGAGUUUGCCGCGGUAUGCGACGCCCCCGACGCAAGCGCCGCGUGCAGCAGCAUUUGCCGCGGCGUGGGAAGAAGGCCAGUGUGUGGCACAGCUGGCCGAGGCGCUGGGCCGCGCAUCGAUGCAAUGCUGUGCGCGACUGGACGCACAUUUGCAUACGCCGCCUGCGCCGAUGCACGCGCCGACGGCGAUGGCAGUGUAUGCAUGCGUCGCGAAGAUUGCGGCAGUGUGCCGCAGCAUGUGCGAAGAAGAACACGGGAGCCGUGUGUCGCUGCAGCAGCUCCAAGACGUAUUGGAGCGUUGCGCACGGCGUGUAUAG
Molecule: messenger RNA, 729 nt
Organism: Malassezia vespertilionis
Lineage: Eukaryota; Fungi; Basidiomycota; Malasseziomycetes; Malasseziales; Malasseziaceae
Exons: 1
Coding region: 1-729 (242 amino acids)
Source: RefSeq, a predicted model, not a curated record